UUGACGCGAGCUUGUAGUCCUUAGUUGGAAAGGUGUUGGACGUGGAUGUGAUGUGGAAGAUGCAUCAAACAGAAGCGUGAAGAUGCACAAGAAGGAGGACGCUGCAGGUGUCCGCGGUCACGUGAUCUUUGCAGGUUGUGCUGAUCCUCCAGUAGCAGCAGUCGGUCCGCAUGCGUCUCCCAUGACUUGUCUUUGAAGAACCAGUGGUGCUGGUCCCGGACGGGAUGCCGCAGACAGCCAGUGGCCAUGACUGUGUUAGAGUUGUGGUUGUCACGCUCCAUCCCCAUGUGCCUGCUCCUCCAGAGUCUGGUACUCAUGGUCCUGUGUUUCCCUUCGGCCAGCAUGUGUCCCAGAGGCUGCAACUGUCAGCGCGACCUCCACCUUCAUGGGCUCAAUGUCAGCUGCAGUCAGUCCCGGCUCAAAGAGAUCCCUCCCAGCCUGCCGGUGGACACGGUCUUGUUGAGGCUGGACCACAACCAGAUAGACAGCGUUCCCGAUCAGGCUUUCCACGGACUUUGGCUUUUGAGAGAGCUCAACCUUUCCUACAAUACCGUGGAGACGCUCGGAGAUGGGGCGUUCAGUGGCGUCGAGGCAACGCUCCAAGUGCUGGACCUGUCCCAUAACCGCAUCACCAGUGUGCACAGGGAGGCCUUUUCCCGCCUCAAGGCUCGCGUUAUCAUGGACGAUAAUCCCUGGCACUGCGACUGCGCCCUCCAGCAGGCCAUCGGCGGGAUGGCCCACAACCACGAAUCCACCACUCGGGUUCUGUGCAGGAGCUCCGAGCUUCGGGACCAGGAGGGACGACCUUUCCUGGCAGUGGCCGGCGAUCUCUGCAACGUCGCCAAAAGGACAACGGACUACGCCAUGCUGGUGACCAUGUUCUGUUGGUUCGCCAUGGUCAUUUCCUACGUGGUCUACUACGUUCGUCAGAACCAGGAGGACGCCAGGCGACACCUGGAGUACCUCAAGUCUCUUCCCAGCAAGCCCAAGAAAGCAGAAGAGGCUGACGACAUAAGCACCGUGGUCUGAGGGGAGCCUCGGACCGGCCCGUCAAGACAAGGCUUCUUCCUGCAAACAUGGCUCGCUCCGUGGUCUUGAAUUUCACACUCGGCUUCGACAUGUACAGUCCGGCUUGAAAAAAACAAAUGAGGGUCAAACGGCA
Messenger RNA from Nerophis ophidion (straightnose pipefish), 1162 nucleotides. Its product is annotated as leucine-rich repeat-containing protein 3B-like. Gene Ontology annotation, molecular function: protein binding. The record is from RefSeq and is a predicted model, not a curated record. The transcript is spliced from 2 exons. Lineage: Eukaryota; Metazoa; Chordata; Actinopteri; Syngnathiformes; Syngnathidae. The coding region runs from base 247 to 1029 and encodes 260 amino acids.